Fusarium venenatum is the source of this 195-nucleotide messenger RNA. Lineage: Eukaryota; Fungi; Ascomycota; Sordariomycetes; Hypocreales; Nectriaceae. The record is from RefSeq and is a predicted model, not a curated record.
AUGGCUAAAAAGGGUUGGCCCUACCUCUGGGGACCUGUAGCGGCGGUAGCGGGUAAGAAAGUGGCAGUUGAGGAUGUCGAGGUAGAAGAAGGAAGUCGCACUUCGUUAUCACCUGCCGUUGUUCGUUCUGCCAUGCCCAGACGACCUACGCCAUCAGGAAAGCAGUGGGCGGGCGCGAACGCGGCGGGGUCGUGA